CACCGAGCGAGCCUCCCUCCCGGCGGCCGGAAGAGCCGGGUCGGGCCGGGCGCAGGCGCAGCCCGGGACCCAGGAAGCGCCGGAGCCCAGAGUGCGCAGGACGGAGCCUGAGAGCGAGAGAAAGAGCGAGAGCGAGCUGCGGGUAAGAGGAUCUGAACAGAGUACACAUAUUAAACAUGGAAGAAGAAGAUGACUAUAUGUCUGAUUCUUUUAUUAAUGUGCAACAGGAUGUCAGGCCAGGAUUGCCAAUGGUGAGGCAUGUGAAAGAAGCUAUUCAAAAAGAAGAAAAGCAGAGGGAAGCUAACCAGAAAAAUAGACAAAAGAGCCUAAAAGAAGAGGAAAGAGAGAGACGUGACACUGUGUUGAAAAGUGCUUUAGGAAACGAAAACAAAGGCUUUGCUUUGCUCCAAAAGAUGGGGUACAAAAGUGGGCAGGCCCUUGGCAAAAGUGGAGAAGGCAUUGUUGAGCCUAUUCCUCUGAACAUUAAAACAGGCAGAGGUGGGCUUGGUCAUGAAGAAUUACAAAAGCGGAAAGCAGAAGAAAGGCUAGAAAACUACAGAAGAAAGAUUCAUAUGAAAAAACAAGCAGAUGAAGAUGCUGCAGAUCAGUUUAGAAUGAGAUUCAAAAGCAAACAAGAAGAACGUAAGAUAGAAGGGGACCUUAGAAAAAGCCAGAGGGCCUGCCAGCAAUUAGACACACAAAAGGAUAUUAAAGUGCCCAAGGAGAUUUGGUACUGGACAGAACCUGAGGAAGAAGAAAAUGAUCAAGAGGAGGAAGAAAAGGAUGAAUACAAAGGUUCAGACUUAAGUGUAUUAGAGAAGUUACAAAUCCUGACUGCCUAUUUAAGAGAAGAGCAUCUUUAUUGUAUCUGGUGUGGAACAGCAUAUGAGGAGGCUGCAGAUUUAUCUUCAAACUGCCCUGGAGAUAGUUCAGCAGAUCAUGACUAAAAUCUUCAUAAUAAAAGGAACUCUGGAAAAAUAUUGUUGAUUCACAGCAGUAUUUUAAAAUCUCUCCAUGGGACAUCAAGAAUUCACACAAGUACUGCUGGUGGAAAUACAUAUUGAAAGGUUCAGAGCACACACUUUUGAAAGCACAGAAGCAGUUGUAGAUUUUAGAUUUUUUUUAAAGUGAAGCUAGUCAUUGAACUCACUAUUUAAUAAGAAUUACAGAUUUACAUACGUACUUAAUGCUAAAUAAUUUAGGUGCAGGCAGGAGUUUUGCAGAUUUCUACCAAACUAAAAACUGCAAUUCCAGUCUUGCACCUCAGAGGACAGGCACCUAACUGCACCAAAUUGUUAUGGUUUAUGAUAUCUGUACACCUCCAGUUGGAGGUACCUAGGUUCAUACUGCUAAAUUCGUGUGUGUGUGUGUGUGUGAUUGUGGACAGAUGGAGAUUUGAAAUGGACAGUACUUGACUUUGUAACCAACAUUUUAAAGGCUUCCUUUGGGGGAAAACACUGCCCUUCCUUUCCCACAUAACAUAAAGCAUGGAGUAGAGGAUAAUCAGUUGACAGUGAAUAUUGGUUAAGUCUUUAUAGUAUACAGUGUUAGACACGUCAUUUAAUAUGUGUCCUCCAUGAGGUUAUCUGAUUUGAAUCUUAAGUUUAUUUUUUGUCAACAUAAUCAGCCAGAUAUGUGAACUCUGCUGGUUGAAAAUAGUCUGACCUUGCACAAAGUAUUUGGCUUCAUCAAGCUCUAUUGCUUAAUGUAAAUAUGGAUGUUUGUAUAGAAACUCUAAAUUUCAUCCAUGUAGUGGGUAUUUUUAAAGUGUUUUGUUCAUAAUUAAACAGCUUUUUGUAACUAUCUUUUUGUCCAACU
Molecule: messenger RNA, 1818 nt
Organism: Mauremys mutica (yellowpond turtle)
Lineage: Eukaryota; Metazoa; Chordata; Testudines; Geoemydidae
Gene: GPATCH11
Product: G-patch domain containing 11
Exons: 9
Coding region: 177-947 (256 amino acids)
Cellular component (GO): kinetochore
Molecular function (GO): nucleic acid binding
Source: RefSeq, a predicted model, not a curated record